Rubroshorea leprosula is the source of this 724-nucleotide messenger RNA. The record is from the annotation of a GenBank genome assembly. Lineage: Eukaryota; Viridiplantae; Streptophyta; Magnoliopsida; Malvales; Dipterocarpaceae.
AAAGAUAUUUUUCUCUCUCUCUACAACAUACGACGCUUUUCGGUAGUCAUAAUGAUGCUACACCGUCCUUUUCAAUUCGUCCCCUUAAGUCAAACCCGUUGCUUUUCUGUCAAAAGGCUUUCUUUCUUGCUUUCUUGGCUUCCUCCGCGAUCUCCACCGUGCCUCCCCCCACACUGAUGUGUUUAUGCAUUGGUGAUCUUCACUCUGUUCUCACUUUUGACAGUUUUAAUGGCGAUUUCUGCGUGUUCUCCUUCCGGUCGAUCGGUUUCGGUUUCUCCGGAGCCUUCCGAUUUCAGGUCGUCGAGAAGAGUUUAGCAAAUUUGAAUUCUGUUUUGACGCUUUGCACGCCCCGGAGUUCUUUUAAGGAUGACAUUCCUUAGAGGGACAGGGAUGGGGAAGAAUUUGUCUCUUGCAAAAAUUUCGUGAAGAUCCUUAUCCCCGAGGAUGGAUUGUUAUUCAUUGAUGGAAUGGAAGAGAGUUUGUAUUUUUUCCAUGUGUUGUGAUUGCUGAUUUUUUUGAAUGGAUUAGAGCACUGUUGUGCUCAAAUCAUGCUCUCGUAAUUACCAAUGAUUCUAAUAUACUCCUCUUCUAAAACAAAUUUUAUCGCAAUAAUUUUAUCAGCUGCUUUCUUUAAAAUGUACAAUUUCAUCCCACAUCCCUUCCUCAAUUAAUAAUUUCUUAUGUUAUCUUGUUUCCUCUGUAUCAAUAUACCCAUGUUUAACUU